AUGACAGCACCACCCCCGCCACCAACCAAGCCCCCGACCCCGCGCGGCCCGAACCCGCUCCUCCUCCUCGGCAUCCUCGCGGCCGCGAGCUCGACCUUCCUAAUCCUAGCCAAUCGGCGCAACGACGACCCGGCACACAAGCGGCGCGAGUUCCACGGGCCCAAGCUGCCGCCGCUUAAUGCGCCCAAGGUGGAUAUGCCGGUCAAGAAGGGGCCUAUCAUAUGCAUUGGUUUCUUCGGAGUCGCGUCGUUGCGUCGCAGCUCGGAGCCGGGUGUCGGAGCCGGCGCGCCGCGCCGCGCCGCGCCGCGCCGCGACAACGGAGUCGACUCGGCAUCCGACACGCAGCCGGCCAGCGGCCUCAUGCCUCAACCACUACACCCCGCCACUCCACGCCAGCACCACUUCGCGACAUAG
Molecule: messenger RNA, 414 nt
Organism: Vanrija pseudolonga
Lineage: Eukaryota; Fungi; Basidiomycota; Tremellomycetes; Trichosporonales; Trichosporonaceae
Exons: 3
Coding region: 1-414 (137 amino acids)
Source: RefSeq, a predicted model, not a curated record